Messenger RNA from Phanerochaete carnosa HHB-10118-sp, 1837 nucleotides. RefSeq lists its product as uncharacterized. NCBI's taxonomy places the organism in Eukaryota, Fungi, Basidiomycota, Agaricomycetes, Polyporales, Phanerochaetaceae. Gene Ontology annotation, molecular function: protein binding. Bases 473 to 1279 code for a protein of 268 amino acids. The record is from RefSeq and is a predicted model, not a curated record. The transcript is spliced from 2 exons.
UACACUCGGAGAUUGAGCCUGAACGGGAAACGGUAAGUCGGUAACUUUAAUCUUGUAUAGGGACGUCCGGACCUGGCACCCACAACAUUCAGCUGCAUGCCUCUGCUUCAGGAAGCCUCCCGCAAAGCGGCAGGACAACGUCAGCCCUAUAGAAGGAUGUCACCGGUUGCGAGCCAUGAGCCUGAGUGGUCACCCCUGUCAGCCACGUCGCUGCUGCCUUGUUUGUUGCCGCAUCGUUUCGAAGGCUAUCCUAUCUCCGCUGCGUAUAUAACUUCCAAGACGGAGUUAUCCCUCCUUGUCUCCCACUGCCACCACAUCCGGACUUCUUGCUCUUGUAACUUACCCCGCGCUGGUCGCCCUUUUCGCACCUCCAUAUCCAAGCCCACGCAGGCUCACGUUGAAUACACUUCGUGCACUCACCCACGUACGACACAAUCACUCGUUAGUGCGCAUCAUGUCCUCUCAUCUCUUCAUGGCUUCCGACGCCGAUCUGGUGCUGCGUUCGUGCGUACCCAACCCUGUCGACUACCGCGUGCACAAGUGCAUCCUCGCCGCGGCAUCUCCCUUCUUCGCACACAUGUUUGAGCUGCCGCAACCACGCGACGAAUGCAUGGGGGAGCCGAGCGCGCCAAUUGUCGACGUCUCCGAGAAUGCGCGGACGCUCGAGAUGCUUCUCCGCUGCGUAUACCCCGUGCCCAAGCCGACCAUCGACACCUUCGAAGACCUGGCCGCCGUCCUCGAGGCAGCGUCCAAGUACGACCUCAUCUCAGCAAUUGACCAUCUGCGCACGCUACUUGUAGCGCCCCGCUUCGUGGACGCAGACCCUGUGCGUGCGUACGCGAUCGCGUGUCGGUUCGACCUCGAGGCAGAAGCGCGCGUGGUAUCGCGGGCGACGUUGCGCGUGCGCGUGCUCGACGCACCGCUUUCCGAAGACUUGCGACAUAUCUCCGCGUUCGCGUACCAUCGGCUGCUCGCGUUGCAUUCUCAGCGUGCUGCUGCGGCGCAGGAGCUGCUCAUCGUUCCUGACACGGUCAAGUGCAUGAUGUGCAAUGGCACGCACUACGGCGCAUUCUACCCGCCACGUUGGUGGAAGGACUACGAGGCACGCGCCCGCAAGGAGCUCGCGACAUGCCCAACGUCAGACGUCAUCUUCAGCAUGGCGUUCCUCAACGAGUCAGCACGUGCCGGGUGCGAGCGCUGUGCAGGGAGCAUACUUGACGCGCACUGGUUCCUGCAGAAGCUGCGACAGUCAAUCGACGAGCUGCCAGAUACCGUAUGACGUUAGCUACGAGUUCGCAUCAUGGAUCAUGCUUCGUCUCCUGUUGGUUGUCGUUUCAUGGACGUUGUUGAUCUUCUUGUACGUCGCAACUGUGCUGUAUCUCCACUCCCUUUUUACGAUCCGUCACGACCAGCCAAUCAAAUACGGAUAUUGUACAGCCCGAAUCAGUCAUAUCAUGAUUGUCUGAACUGCACUUGCGUUUCAGUUCCUCUAUCUUCAUAGCGACGACUUCGGAAAACGCUGUUUGGUGGCGAACUGUUACAAAUCUGUCCGAGGACGCUGGUAGCUGCUAAUAUGGGUCUGCGGCGCUUAGGAUUUCCGAUUACUCCCCAGAGUCCAGCUUUGUUUCACACUGCAGGCCAGGCAGAAACUAGAGGACUCUGGCAAUCUCGUGCGCGACACCGGAGACAGUGACUACAGCGGCUAGAUGACUACUUCCUUGAACUACAGGCACUGGCGUGCGGUUGUGCCGAACGCCUCAGACCCAUGGGCGGAUCUUCAUGUAUAACGGACUCCUCGGAGCUUAUGAAGACAUACCCUGAACGUUCGCAGUACGCA